CGAUCAAAUUCUGAAAAGGUCGAAAUCUAUUUACGACGAUGUGCAACAGAUCCAUUCAUCAGCAAGUCCUCAUUGUUUCGUGAUUUUCUAUCAGCUCAACGAGACGAAGAUCGUGUAGCUCCUUUGGCUCUUGUGCAUACCUUGGUUCAUCAGCAUCAACAACAGCAACAACAUAACGCGUCUUUAUUACACGACAGCAUUUUACCCGAUGUUGGACGAUUGGAUAUCAGCACACAAGAUGAUGUUGAAGGCGACAAUAGUGGUGAUGAAGAAAUAUUGAAUACAUCUUCGGUUGAUUUUAUUGGCGGUGAUUCUCGGAAUCGUAUCUCGAUUCAAGAUUUUCAGUUCAUCAAGGUACUCGGAAAAGGAUGCAUGGGAAAGGUAUUACUAGUACGACAUCAACGAACGAAUCAACUACUUGCAUUGAAGGCAAUCCGAAAACAAGUGGUAUUUGAACAGGAUGAGGUGAUCCAUACUCGAAUGGAGCGUGAUAUUUUGACAACAAUAGCCAAAAUUCAACAUCCUUUUUUGAUCAAAUUACAUCAUGCUUUUCAAGAUGCCAAUCAACUCUUCCUAGUCUUAGAUUAUUAUGUCGGUGGCGAUAUGGCUAAUCAACUUGCAAAAUUCCAACGGUUUACUCCAGAACGUAGCAGGUUAUACACGGCGGAAAUCUUAUUAGGCUUACAAGAACUUCAUCGACUGGGUAUAUUGUACAGAGACUUGAAACCAGAAAAUAUACUCUUAGCUGCGGAUGGACAUAUUAUAUUGACUGACUUUGGGUUAUCAAAACAAUUUGGACCUGGGACUAAUUUGGAUGAUCAAAGGACAGCUACAUUUUGUGGUACAGCGGAAUAUUUGGCACCUGAAAUUUUACAAGAAAAAGCAUAUACGUAUGCAGUGGACUUUUGGAGCUUGGGUACAAUCUUGUAUGAAAUGUUAAUGGGACUUCCACCUUUUUGGGCAGAAACACAUGCGGAAAUGUACCGAAGAAUAUUGGAUGAUCCAUUGGAAUUCCCUGAAGAUACAGAUCCUGUUACAGCUGAUUUCAUCACUGGUCUUUUACAACAAGAUCCAUCGAAACGACUUGGUACUGGAAUCAACGGUCCUAUUACUAUUCGAUCGCACCCUUAUUUUGAUUGUUUAGAAUGGACGGAUGUUUACUAUCGACGGAUCAAACCUCCUUACGUUCCACAACUUCAAUCAGAAACUGAUUUCAGCCACUUUGAUCAAGAUUUUUUGGCAAUGACUCCUCGUUUAUCACCUUCUACUAUGCAGCACAAUAGUAACAGCAGUCAGUUCAAUAACGUCGACCCAAGUUUGUUGGAUUUGGCUUUUCAAGGUUAUUCUUAUACAAACACUGAUAGUAAUUAUAUGGAAGAAUCAUUUCCCAUGGCAGCAUCUACUGCACCCUCGGCAACAACAAGUGAUAUCCAACAAUCUUCUAUUUAUUAUUAUAACGACAAUGAUUAUGAUGAUGAUUACGAUGAUGAAUGUGGAAAUCAAGAUCAGCAUAUCGUUCAUCAAGCACGACAUUAUCUUCAAUCAACACCUACGGAUGAAGACAGCACAGAAAAGAAUAAUCGUGUAACGUCAUCAGGAUCAAGGUUAUCUAGUGACAUUCUUGAUGGAUUUUAUUCUGACAGUAGUAGCGGUGCUUUACCAGACAAUAUUUAUGGAAAUAGACUGCACCACUUAUCAAGGCAAUGA
Molecule: messenger RNA, 1707 nt
Organism: Halteromyces radiatus
Lineage: Eukaryota; Fungi; Mucoromycota; Mucoromycetes; Mucorales; Cunninghamellaceae
Product: kinase-like domain-containing protein
Exons: 4
Biological process (GO): protein phosphorylation
Molecular function (GO): protein serine/threonine kinase activity; ATP binding
Source: RefSeq, a predicted model, not a curated record